AUGACCACUAAUCAUAAUCUAUCUGUGAUACCGAACACUAAUCCAGUAUGGAUGGAAUCCAAUGGAUUACCACAAAGUAAUUUUGCUACUUUGAAUCAAAAUACAUCAGCGAGAUUGCCAUCCAUAAAAAAGAAGAUCGAUUAUUCUAAAUUUGCGAUGAUGCCUAUCGAAAAACCAGUUAAGAAAAUCUUACAACCACUAUCGCAGUUAUCCCCUAAAGCAAGCAUCAAUUCAACCGAUCAUAAAAUUAGCGAUGAUACCAUUGACGAUGAGUCUUGUUUCACUUCAAUGUGGGAGCAAAAUACCAUUAAGAUAAAAGAAGAGUUUCUGGCUGCCUAUCUAAUAGAACUAGAAGCUGAAAUUGCUAAGUUAUCAGCUGAAAAUGAUGUUUUACUCAAUCGAUUACGCCAUUGGCAGUUCUACCAAACUCGUAUGCAGCAAAUGAAGUAG
Molecule: messenger RNA, 450 nt
Organism: Trichoplax adhaerens
Lineage: Eukaryota; Metazoa; Placozoa; Uniplacotomia; Trichoplacea; Trichoplacidae
Exons: 2
Coding region: 1-450 (149 amino acids)
Source: RefSeq, a predicted model, not a curated record